Molecule: messenger RNA, 2635 nt
Organism: Paramacrobiotus metropolitanus
Lineage: Eukaryota; Metazoa; Tardigrada; Eutardigrada; Parachela; Macrobiotidae
Exons: 2
Coding region: 285-2264 (659 amino acids)
Biological process (GO): ubiquitin-dependent protein catabolic process
Cellular component (GO): cytoplasm
Molecular function (GO): zinc ion binding; ubiquitin protein ligase activity
Source: RefSeq, a predicted model, not a curated record
AUAAUUUAUUAUGUUCGAAGAAAGUGCCGAUUCAACUGAGUACAGCUCUUUUUGGCUAAUUAAGUAUGUAAGUUAAAGAAUAAAGUGGCAUGAACCCAUUAAUUAAGAGUGGGUACAUUUCUUCCUGUCCGGUUGACCACAAUAUUGAUACCACGCACCAUGCAACUUAAAAGUAUUAAAAGCGCCUACGCAUGAAUGAUCGAGGUCUCCACUGACUGGAACUGUCUUUUUUACCAGCUGGCUUCUGUCCUGAGCGUUACAGUCUUUUAAAAUCAGACGAAAAUAUGCUGGUGCUACGUGUUAACGGCUGGGUUGUGGAUAUGAUAGCCCGACUACCAUUAGCAUUGUUUAUCGAUUAUGUAAUCGGACCUGCGUGGUCAUGGCCGCCCCUUCCUCCUUCUUUAAAUGAAUCCAUAAUGCGCCUAAAGUAUCUCAAUCCUUCAACUGUUCCUUCUCCUCCUGGCUCUCCCACAUUGUUGGAAUUCUUUAAUGCCCUCGGACUACGUUUAUCCCUGGCGAGCGCUGUUCUGGGCGCAUGGCUCGUCAUCCGCUGUUAUCCCACAUCUCAAAUAGUUCUAUGGGCGCUGUGGAUGGAAACCCUUGCGUUGUUUGCGGCCGUACUGGGACUAAAUAUGCUGACUAUUUUCACCACUAUAUUCUUUUGGAUUCCCAUCUAUUUGGCUGUGCAGAUCUUACACGCGUGGAUGGCGUACAAUCUCCGUCAAUUGCGUAUGCUGGAAUCAAUGGGGUUGCCAAAUGCUGGGCGACUGUAUGGUUUGCCUGUCAUUCAUGACGGCAUUCUGAUGUUCUUCUGGCCAAAAAUGCCGGCAGUUGUCGGUGCUGUUCAGAUAUUCUGGUAUCCAAUUGCGGAUGAAUCGUGGCGGUUGAGCUUUUUUGUGACCGUUAUCUCCGUGACCGCCGCUCCCGCACUGUAUUAUUUGACCAGUGCUUUCGUGUGGCGCCUGUAUUCCAGUUAUAUCAUGAUGAAGAUCCGGUACAGAGGAACCAUCAGCGUCAGGAUAGUCACUCCAUACUAUGCUGCACUAGAGGCAGUCAUAUGGCAGACAGUUGGAGAAGACCCCAUCAAUCGAGCCUAUGCUGCGGUGCUUUUCUCCAGAGUCUUCUAUCGUUUCUCGCUGAACUUUUACGGGAACGGUGCGCAAUCAGCCAUACAGGAUCUUUCGCAAAACCUUGUGGAUAACACUGUUAAUUCCUGGAUUACGAUAUUUGGAGCGUGUUGGGUAGUCUCUGCAGUAUACCAUUACGCCAUGGAACAUUGGGUACAAGGAAUGCAGCUCAGCUUAACGGACAGUGAUUCACGAGAAUUUGAUGUUAUGAAGUAUGACCUUUGUGGAUACUUGAUAAUCUUCUGCUCUCUUGCUAAUCUGACGGCAUAUCCAGUGGCGCAAAUCCAUUUGCUUCGACUCUGCAUUUUCUUUGUUCUGUACCGCUUGUCGAAGCUGUCAUUGUAUGCGCUAGGUCACUGCCGUAUAGCCGCCAUGGACGAGGUAGACGAUCAUAUUUUGUUUAUUCGGACUGUCGCUGAUGGAGCACUAGCAGUGCUAAUCGCGGGAUUCUUCCUGGCGCACAGAAUGUGGCAAGCGCCACUAAAAAUCCGAGAACUUUUGACUUCCGGUUGGCUUAAAGACAGAUCCACGUUAUUCACUCCUGAAUUUGAGAUGUGGAUGCACGGCGAAGCCAGUCUAGCCGUUGGAGAUCUGAUCGUUUUGUCGUGCGUUAUUCUGAUUAAUGCUGUAGCCAGUUACGCCCAUUUAAUCAAGAAGCGACCACCAAAACUGUGGCAUGUUGUUCUGCAGAGAACAGACUGGUUCGCCAGUUUGUGGAAACAUGGUAUUCGGGAAGCACUCGCUAUUGCGCUUCACAGUGUUGUGCUGACUCUGUUGUGGGAGGACCGCGUGGACAUGAUUUUUCUGACCGUGAUCUAUUUAUCACGACUUAUGGAUGCGAUGACGGCACUCCAUCAGGCCGUAGUACGGGGACUCGAUGGACAGAUCUUUUGCUGGUCAAAGUGUAUUAUCUAUGCAUUGCAGUCUCCGGAUGAAGCAACGUUUGCUGCGUGGAAUGACUUUUGCAGCAUUUGUCGUCUGGAAGAAGAUGACCGCUUGAGCAUUUGUACCCUGCCAUGUGGUCACUACUUCCACAGAGAAUGUAUAGAAGAGUGGUUAAAACGCCAAAUGAAAUGUCCGAUGUGCAUGCGGAAAAUUUGGUUCGAUAAUGGGGAUGUUAAAAUGGACAAGACAUAGCCUUGAAUGCGUUAACGGUUUGGAUACGGUGUUGCUUGCUCACUUAUCAACACAACGAAUGCGGCUGUUGUGCGUUCUACCAAAAUUUAUAAACGGAUGAAGUAUUCAGGACGCGUUUUGCCUUGGACUUUUGGACUGUUAUCUUGCGGAAUACGGAUUGACUGUUAAACACUUUGCUGUUUCACACAUAUAUUUUGCGUACUUAGUGCGAUUUGGUAGAAAAAUUCUGUCAGAGUCGUAAAGGUUUGCAAGCUGAACGAUUGAGAAAUUUCUUUGUUGAAUUGUUAAUAGUUUUAGUACUACAGUAGUAAGUACUAUUAACGCCUGGCGCAAUCCCCUUUUAUGUACGAAAUACGUAUUAAAACUAUGAC